This is a messenger RNA of Schistocerca americana (American grasshopper), 4340 nucleotides long. RefSeq lists its product as uncharacterized. The transcript is spliced from 9 exons. The record is from RefSeq and is a predicted model, not a curated record. Bases 646 to 2430 code for a protein of 594 amino acids. Lineage: Eukaryota; Metazoa; Arthropoda; Insecta; Orthoptera; Acrididae.
UUGAAUGUUGAUUUUGAAUUGACAGUGUGAUAGAUGAGUUGUCAAAGUUCAUCCUCGAGCAGAAAAACUUGAUAUAUGAAGAAAAGAAGAAAUUGAACCUGAUACCAAUUGCCAGUCCACGUAGCGCCAUCUCCAGUGAUGAUGUCAAAGUGAGUUACGAGGUUGACAACUAUUGCGGCUAGGUUUUCGUAUUUGCAUUGUAUUGAAUCCGUUGUUUAUAUACAACAAAGGCUGAAAUGCAGAAACAGCCAGAGUGUAAGUGGAGCAGUGAUGUAUUUGAUGUGUCAGCUUUCAUAAUUCGUCAGAGAAGUUUGAUUUAUGAAGAAAAGAAGAAAUUGUGGAUGGUAGAGAGUGAGAAUCGCACAGCGCUACAUAAUUGAAGAAUUCGCCACCCCUAAUCUUAAAGAUCCGUGGAACAGAGACUUGGCUUCAGGUGCAGUAACAUCUGUUCGAGAGAAAGUGAAAAUCUUCAACAGUCGAAGGUCCAACUUGCAAUACCAGUGUUAAGCAUAAAUUAAAAGCUAUUCUUUCAUUGUUCAUGGAUGCCGAAGUAAUAUAGUAAAAAAUAAAACACCAAGAAGAAUAAUUUAGAACAAAAAUCAAAUCAUUGCUGUCACAUUCAUUACUAAGCAGUCAGACCGUAAGAUGGUUCGCUACGGAGAAUAUUCACCCCUGAACCCAACUUGCAGAACAUCUAGCAAGCUGCUUCUGGGGAUUGGGGAGUAUGAUGAAAGGAAGCGCUUAUUAGAAGAAAAAAGGAAGCAGGAACAUAAACAGGUCCGCCCAGCUAGAAAAGAAUACUCCCAACCAUCCAGUAUGCAAAAUUAUAUUGCGCCUGCAGCCCCAAAAUUCUCUUCCUCUGUUGCUGAUAAAUCUGUCCAAGUUGAAUGUGAUGCUGCCAAUGAUCAGAAUAAACUUCGUCGUACAUAUGUUGAUCAGUGUGUACAGGUGACUGAACCACCAGCAGUGGAUAUUCGUGAUGAUCUAUUGAAGGAUGACUAUGGAAUUCCAUACAAAAGCAAUCAAAAAAGAAAAUACAUCAGUGGACUUCACGAUUUAGAAGUUGCUGCAGGUGAAAAUCUGAGCCUCAAUAUUGAAGACAGUACUGUAAAGAAUUCCAUUGAUUUUAGCAUGCUGAGCCCUAGAGAUAGGAGACUGAUGGAAUUUUGUGGCAGUGGCAGUUACAACCCAAGCUUUUAUGAGAAGUGGAAGUCUCCUACAAGAACUGUUGCUGAAAAGGAUGCUGGUUUAGCUGCAGAGCACAUAGAUGGCCAUAUGGCUACAGAACAACUAAGAAAGCGAACAUAUCAAGAGGAAUUAAGGAAACAAAUUGAAGAAAAGCGACAACUGGAAGCACAGCAAAGGGAAAAAGAAAGAAGAGAGGAGGAAAUUAUUCUGAAAAGAGUUGAACAGCAGCAACUUAGAAUGAAAUUAGAAUUUGAAAGAGAGCAAGCUCAACGCAGACACAAGGUAGAGAAGCGAAUGCAUCAGUUUGAGUCGUGUAAGUCCAGCAAUGAACAAGACGACUGUACACUGAAAAGUAGCAGAUCAAAUAAUGAGAACCAUGCUAAAUACGAAAGCUCUUUGCCCACAAAAAUUGAAAAAAUUAAACAUUUGCCUCAGGGAGUGACAGACAAUGCAGAUUUUUCGAAUGAAUAUGACAGCGCUUUUAACAUCAUCGUAGAUAAUAAUAAUGGCAACUAUUUAUCAGUUCUUGAAGUGUGUCAAACACAAGAUAUUUCAAAUAACACUGGAGAUGGAUCGAAGUAUAAAAAAUAUGAAAGACCUUGUUGGACUGAAAGAAACUGUGCUCCUGGUGCUACAGUCAGUGACAUAACACAUGUACCUGACAAUUUAGGCUGUAUCAAACAAAACUCAUCUCAGGAAUUAAGUACCGGCCCUUCAGAAACUAGUGUGGAGGAUUCUUGCCAAUUUUCAUUAGCAAAAUUGUCUUUCAAUCCGGAGAUUUCCUCACAUGUAAGAAAGGAUACAGAGACUGCACAAAGGAAACGUCCAGUACCAACUCCAAGAACUAAAUCACUCAGUAGCAGUUCCAGAACUGUCAGUAAUUCUGCACCCAAGUUACCUAGUGACCAGAGCCAAAUCCACUCUACAGCAGUUACGGCCGAUAAAGAAAAUCUUAAUGAUUCACUACCAAUUCCAAUACUAGAAGAGGCAAAUAGUUUUGGUUAUGAUAGCAGUGAAACUCCAGGUACUGAUAAGGUGAAGAAUGGGGCACUGUUGAGAACUGAAGCCAAAUGGAAGAUUCCUGCUGUUCAAAAGAACAUAAUACAGGCAGGAGACAGUUGUAAAGACAAAUACCAUGGCCGCAUUCUAACCCAACUAGGUGCUUUCAGGAAGCAGUUACAGUUAGACCAACUGAGAAUGGAAGAAAAGGUCAAGAUUGUGAGAACACAGCCUGAUGCUUAAAAGCAAAAUAAAUUUUUGUUUGUUAUGGAAUGCUUUAUUUAUCUUACACAAAAAAGUUUAAGACCAAAGAAAAAUCCUUUAGUAUGCACUAUAACUACCGAUUUAGAAUUUAAAUAUGCCUCCUAAUGUAAAUGCUUCUACUUCUUUAUGACUGACAGUUGUAAGAUUUUUCAAAAGGCAUAUUUAAAUAGGCCUACUAUUUUGUAUUUCUGGUUCCAUUCUUCCUAUUCCCAUCCUUAGUGAUAUGUUAUUUUAAAUGUGUUUAUGUGUGUUGUUAUAAAUGUAACUGUUAAUGCUGGUUGUUACGCUAAGGCUAUGAGAUAUAUAAUUACUUUGAUAUUAUGACUGUGGAAAUUCUGGUAUGAAAUGAUUGGGCUUGAUUCUUUAAGAUUAUGUGUGAAUGGAAACAGACACAUUGCAUGCAGGUACUUCACUAAUUGUAGUUGUAGAUAAGUAUAGUUCUUGCCUUCAUUGCUUAUGAAAACUAUUACAGUAGUCAACGUGGCAGUCAAUUUUUCUUUGUGUUAUUGCAGUCUUCACACUGUAUCUGCAUAUUCAUGUGAUAUUGUCUGCUGAUAGGUGUUCUAGACAACUUUUGCCUGAUAAGAAGUGGUAUUAUCUAAUAUUUCAUAAGAAGUUUUUUCUGUAUUUAUUCCUGUGAUCUCUGCUGAUUUUUGAAGAGACAUUUGGCAAUGUGUUGCAUCAAGAAAACUUUUUACUGAAAUUAGUGAAAACUGACAAGGGGCUAAUUAAGUGCAUAGAAUAGUUUUAAAGUGAAUCACCGUCAUUAACAGCAAGUAGUGAUGAUAAAAUUCGGAGUAUUAUACCUUGACCAUGACCAUUUAUCAGUUCAGCCAUACAACUGUGGCACAGGAAUAUUGAAGGAAAUCAGUCUUCUGCACUAUGUUUGUGAGCUCGUAGUACUGUCCCAACCUUUCAUUCAGGAUGUCUGCCUUUUCUGUGGAGGAUGUGAAGUGACAGAAAUCCUUUUUCCCGUAUUUCAAAGAAGCUGAAUGACAUGGUAUAGUGAUUCAUAUCUGUUAUUAGUGUUCCAGAUACAAAUGAUAUAAAUUUUCUGUCGUUUCCCCAGAUUGCAUAAAUAAAUGACAGCAUGGGUCCUUUGAAAAGGACAUGGCCAAUAUCCUUUCUUAAUAAGAGUUUCUGCUCCAUCUCUUCCUCUGUCUUCCUUUCCUUCAAAGAAAGACAAUUUGAUCCCUAAAUUCAAUGUAUCUGAGCUCUACAGUGACUCCUUAAUUUAAUUUGAGGUCCAGGAUUUUAAUUAUUUAUGUUGAAAUCAUUUAACAGUAUUAGAAAAGUCUCUCUGCAUUUGUGAAUGAUAUAAUGUAGAUUUGUAAUGUAAGUGAAACAUUUUGUGCUGAAAUUCAUUUAAGAGUCCAUUCUGUUAGAAACAUGUACAUAUUGCUGUAAACAUUUUCUGUCAAGUGUUUGGAAAAUUUAAAAAUAUGGACAUGCAGUAAAAUAAUAAAUAUGAAGCCACGUGUUAUUUCUGUUCAGGAUGUAAGGUGAUGGACAUUGUUUUGUCCGUGUUGUUCUCCUCAUAUCUAUGAAGUUACUUUGAGUAUGACAAUGUUGUGUCGUAUCUUCCAGUUUGCUACCAUUUCUCACAUUUCUGUUUCUGGUUUGUACCUUUGAAAAAACUUUGCUGGUGAACUGAGGUAUUAUGAUGUGAAAACGCACUGGUUUUUGAUACCUGUUUUCUUGAAAUAUUGGUGUACACCUACCACUUUGUUCCAUUUGUAAUAUUUUUUGUGCAUUGGAUUUACAACAGUCAUCUCAUAAAUAAUUGCAAGGCACUAUGUGUUCUUUGCCAAUUCCUUCAUAUUUUCAAACACUAGUGUUACAAUUUUAGUACAUAUGUGUAUUUGUGGAAAGCUGUGGUGCCCUUAGAA